AUGCGAAUCCCAUAUGCGCCGAAAGAGCCCGCAGACCCGACGCCAGAGAACCAAGCCAUAUACGACCGCAUAGCAGAACGACGAAAGCCACGACCGCUGAUACCACUCGAUCUCGCGCUGUUGCAUAACCCCGCCAUUGCGGAUGGGUAUAAUUCCUUGAUGGGUGCUAUUCGCACCAAGUCAUCUUUCUCCCAAGCUCUGGCUGAGCUCGCGAUUUGCUAUAUCGCGGUGUUGAAUGAUGCAACAUAUGAGUGGACUGCUCAUGCACCGCUUGCUUUGAAAGCUGGUGCCAGUCGGAAGGCGCUUGAGGCUGUCCUCAACAAUGACGUGAAGAAUUCGGAUAUGUUGAGUGAAGAGGAGCAGGACGUGUUGGAGUUCACGAGGCAGUCGACGAAAGAGAUCAAAGUGGAUGAUGCUACGUUCGAGAAGAUCAAGAGCAGGUACUCGGAUCAGGAGGUGAUGGAGCUUACAAUCACUGUCGCUGGGUACAAUAUGGUCAGCCGCUUCCUGGUGGGGUUGGACGUGACUGAGAGCAAUGGGAAGAAGAUGGUGAUGCCGGAGUGA
Fulvia fulva is the source of this 564-nucleotide messenger RNA. RefSeq lists its product as uncharacterized. Gene Ontology annotation, molecular function: peroxiredoxin activity. The record is from RefSeq and is a predicted model, not a curated record. Bases 1 to 564 code for a protein of 187 amino acids. NCBI's taxonomy places the organism in Eukaryota, Fungi, Ascomycota, Dothideomycetes, Mycosphaerellales, Mycosphaerellaceae. The transcript has a single exon.